This is a messenger RNA of Puccinia triticina, 3252 nucleotides long. RefSeq lists its product as uncharacterized. The record is from RefSeq and is a predicted model, not a curated record. NCBI's taxonomy places the organism in Eukaryota, Fungi, Basidiomycota, Pucciniomycetes, Pucciniales, Pucciniaceae. Bases 1 to 3252 code for a protein of 1083 amino acids. The transcript has 9 exons.
AUGGCAGAAACAUAUGGUCAGCACCCGUUUCAUCAUCGCUUGCAGUCAUCACCCCAUCGCCCGGGUAUAAGCCUGCUUGUCUGGUUGAAGAGCUCAUCCCGGGCCCAUAUUCAUAACCAGUGGUCAGUCUCCAGCCAGCCUCAGAGGCAGCAGGACCAGUCCCUCCAACUUGAUCAACACGAGCCCUUGUCCGCCGCUGCCCCCUCCGGCCUACUGCUGCUGGCCACGCAGACCACUGCUCUAGCACCCUACCACGACCACCAGCGACCAGCAUCAGCACAGAACCACCACCAGCCCAGCAGCAGACUCACCUUCCGCCUCAGCAAGCUCCUCAGUCGAGUGGGCAUGUCUAUUUCCAUCGACAAUCCCCUCAUCUUCCUCUACCCCAAGCCACUCUCGACAGCCGAGCAUCUAGCACAUAUCAGCAAUCCCAAUAGCAGCAGCAGCAGCAGCAAUAAUAAUAAUAAUAAUAACAAUAAUACUAGUAAUAACAGUAAUCAGCAAGCUAAUCUGCUCGAGAACCGAGCCAGUGGUCGAAGCCAUCCCCAGCCAGCCCUCUUCCCAGCAUUCCAACCCCCCUCGCCCCUGCACCCGCCCAGCUCGGAUCAUCCGACGGUCCCGCCUUCGAUCGAUGAGCUCGACAGUCGCAGCACCAUCCUCUCGGGCUCAUUGAUCCUCAAAUUCUCAAAGCCCAAAGAAAUCAGAAAGAUCGUGAUAUCCCUCUGCGGCCAAUCCUACAUCGGCUUCAACGACCGUCCCUACGAAUACCAAACCAUCCUCGAUAAGGAGCUCGAGGUCGACUUGGAAGCCCAACUCUUGAGCAGCCCAAACCAACAUCCCAGCCCCGGAAGCGUCCACUAUAACUCUCAGUACAAGACUUACAUCCUCGACAAGGGAAACUAUCGCUUCCACUGGUCAUUCAUCCUACCCCCUGACCUGCCUCCCUACGAGAGGGGUCAGUUCGGACGGACGACCCACAAGGUCGUAGCCAAGGUCAAACUGGGCUCCGGUCUAGGCUUAGGAUUGAAAUCCGUCGGAAAGAAUCUCACCUCGAUCCUCUUCGGCGUCGGGGGCGGUGGGCAUGAGAUCGAAACUGAAUCCUACUUCGUCGCAAUUAGUAACCCGUCUGGCAACAACGAAGACGUUGGCGAAGAUCUUGGUCUCAAUCUCAACGUCACCGAGCUAUCCGAACAGUUAGGGCCGUAUACGCUAUCUGCGAGCUCUUGCUACUUUACAGUCGCCGGCCUUUUGUCGUUCAAAUUUAAAUUGGAGGAAAUCCCUCAAAGGAAGAAGAUAAUCAAAAUCUACAAGAUCGUCUGUCUUAUCAAGCAACAGUAUCGGUUGAUAUCCAUCAAAGAUAAGGACUCUCGCACCGGUGAACCCGCCGAAUCUUGGCCACCACCCCAACGUCGAAAGGUGUUCGUUCUCGAUCAUUCUAACGUGCUCGACAUCAAGCGAGUUCUUCCCAAUGGACUGCCGUUGGAGCCAUCUGAUCCGUCGCACUCGGGCAGUCACACGCCUGAUUGUACGACUUCGGCUUCCAACGUGGGUGCCAGCAAUGCGCCCGGUCGGACAACUUCCUCUCAUCGCCCAGCGGGGACCGUCCAACAGACCUCGCCUUCGCAAUCCCGCUCCAGAUCACGUAUCCGAGGCCUACUGAUAGGCCCUGGGAGGAGUGGCGAGCACCCAAGCGGCGAACAUAACGAUCAAUCGCGCCAUGGAAACCACUCCUGGAAUGGGCUCACCUCCAUCAGACUAGGGCGCCGGCGCGAAGAGCCUGCUCCCUCAGAACCACCCCCAGCUGCUCAAGAGCCCCGACUGUAUUCGAGCCGCUCCGCAGACCGUUUGGGAAACCCUUCUCCAGCCAAUCACCAAUCGAGCCCCACCAACAAUCCAGGCACUCCUCUUGCCCAGAGCGACAUCCCAAACAACACAGCACCCCAAUCUGCCAACGCUGGACAUCAGAGACCACGCUUGCCCAGCCACCAUUCCGUGGUCGGCAGACCCGUCGAACAACCAUCUGGUGGUAGCAAUCUGGAGGCUUUCGAAGCUUUGCAUCUCGAGCAGGUCCCGCCUCCCCCAGCCGGUCACCCCCGCCGAGGACGACAGCAGGAAGGCACACAGGCCGGCCCGACGGCGAGGGACAAGUCACGCACUUCUCGGAGCCGGGGUCGCAAAUCUCGUCCCGAGCAUGGCCCUCACGAUGCCCAGCCACACCCCGAGCAGGAGAUCCCCUUGGUCACGCUGACUGAUGACCAUUUAUCUUGGGAGGUCGAACACAUCGGCCGACUACCAACUGAUGAUAUUAUUCGACCAUCCACAAACCCUGGCACUCAAACCAAUAUACACAUUUUUCACACGUUGUUGUUUGAGAUUCAUUACAGCGUUGAGGAUGAUAAUCGUAACAAGCCUUCGGAUUUCAGCGAUUCAGGGGGUGCUCAUGGGCCCAAAAAAUCACCUACGGAUUGUCACUCCACUCCCAAUCCGAUCACACGAAAGGUCUUGUCAAUCAGAAAACCUGUUCAGAUUUCUUCGUGUUGUUGCAUGGUCGAGAGUAUGGUCUUGCCGCCCUAUUCACAAUUCGACCCCAACGCUCAAUUUGUACAGCAUCCGACUCCGUCACAUGCUGCGCGCAUGUUCAAAUGUGUUUGUGGGAUGUCAACCGAUUCGGAACCCACGAAAUCUUUCCCUAUUCACUCGAAUUCCCACCGCCUGCCCAUCCGACCUCCCAACCCGCUUAGCUCCCUCCCACCAUCUAGUCCGAGACCAAUCACCCCUCCCAACCCCAUCAGCUCCAUUGCUCCAAUCAACUCUCUCAUCCCACCAAUAACUUCUGAUUCCACAGAAGAAAAUCCUACACCCGCGAAAACAGUCCCAGAACCCGCGAAAAAAAUCCCAGAAAGUCCUACACCGGCUGAAAUUGUUUCCGCAGCCGAAAAAUCGACUUUCUCUCCAACCACAAGAGCCAUGCAGCCGCCCAAAAGGUUCCCCAAGCCGUCAAAAACCACGUUGAAGUUGAAGGUGUCACCGAAGCCCCCCAAGAUCUCAAAAUCUUCAUCCUCAUCCUCACAACACCGCUCAAAAAAAUCGGCCCUUUCCACGACGUCCCAGAAGGAGGAUGAAGAUGAAUACAGAAUUACAUUGUCUGAUGAUGCUGACGAUGAAUCUUGCAAUCGUAAUGUCAAGGACUUUGAGUCCGACUCCGAUGACGAUGCCGGUCCAAGCCCGCCAAAAUCAAAUCCAACCCGUUGA